Messenger RNA from Camelina sativa (false flax), 2063 nucleotides. RefSeq lists its product as uncharacterized. The record is from RefSeq and is a predicted model, not a curated record. Lineage: Eukaryota; Viridiplantae; Streptophyta; Magnoliopsida; Brassicales; Brassicaceae.
UCCCAAAGCACACAACAACUGAAAAAACACAAACACCUUUCUAUCUUAUAUGUUCGGUUUGGCAAUGGAUCUAGCCAAACACACACGACUUCAAAUAUUGGGAUGCAUACUCCUGGCAUCUCUUGCAUUAACAAUGGCUGAUACACCACCGGGAAUAGCCAAGAACCCAAGCCACGCAACAUGUAAAAUCAAGAAGUACAAACAUUGCUACAACUUGGAACAUGUUUGUCCCAAGUUCUGUCCUGACAGUUGCCAUGUCGAAUGUGCCUCUUGCAAACCCAUAUGUGGCCCUCCUUCCCCUGACGAUGAUGGUGGCGAUGACGGUGGUGAUGACGGUGGUUACACUCCUCCCGCUCCUGUUCCACCAGUUUCACCGCCACCUCCUACCCCUUCCGUGCCAAGCCCUACUCCGCCAGCUUCGCCACCGCCUCCAACACCUACACCGUCCGUGCCAAGUCCCACUCCUCCAGUUUCACCACCACCUCCUACACCUUCCGUGCCAAGCCCUACACCGCCAGCUUCGCCACCGCCUCCAACUCCUACGCCGUCCGUGCCAAGUCCCACUCCACCAGUUUCACCACCACCUCCGACUCCUACACCGUCUGUCCCAAGUCCCACUCCACCAGUUUCACCGCCGCCUCCAACUCCUACACCGUCUGUGCCAAGUCCCACUCCUCCAGUUUCACCACCACCCCCCACUCCAACACCUUCCGUGCCAAGUCCUCCCGGUACGCCCACGACACCAGUCCCUCCAUAUUCUCCUCCUGUAACCCCUACACCCUCCGUUCCAAGUCCCACUCCUACUCCACCUUCCGUCCCAACUCCUCCAGGCUCUACUCCCGCGACUCCUACACCUUCUGUCCCAACUCCACCAGGCUCUCCCGCGACUCCUACACCUUCCGUCCCAACUCCUCCUGGCUCAACUCCCGCAACUCCCACACCUUCCGUCCCAACUCCUCCUGGCUCUCCCCCUUACGUUCCCCCGCCAUCAGACGACCAAGCAGGAGCAGGAGUCAGAAGGGCCAGAUGUAGGAAGCAGGGAUCUCCAUGUUACGGAGUUGAGUACACUUGCCCUGCCGCUUGUCCCCAUUCUUGUCAAGUCGAUUGCGUCACUUGCAAGCCUCUUUGCAAUUGCGACAAGCCAGGAUCCGUUUGCCAAGACCCACGUUUCAUUGGAGGAGAUGGUCUCACCUUUUACUUCCACGGCAAGAAAGACUCCAACUUCUGCCUUAUCUCUGAUCCUAACCUUCACAUCAACGCACAUUUCAUCGGUAAACGUAGACCUGGUAUGGCACGUGACUUCACAUGGGUCCAAUCCAUUGCCAUGCUCUUCGGCACUCACCGUUUAUACGUCGGAGCCCUCAAGACUGCCACGUGGGACGAUUCCAUUGACCGUAUCGCCGUCUCUUUCGACGGAAAUGUUAUCUCACUCCCUCAGCUAGACGGUGCCACGUGGACUUCUUCCCCUGGAGUGUACCCUCAGGUCUCUGUCAAGCGAGUCAACACUGACACUAACAACCUCGAGGUUGAAGUAGAGGGUUUGCUUAAAAUAACAGCAAGAGUGGUGCCAAUAACAAUGGAAGAUUCAAGAAUCCAUGGCUACGACGUGAAGGAAGACGACUGUCUAGCUCAUCUUGACCUCGGCUUCAAGUUCCAAGACCUUAGCGACAAUGUCGAUGGUGUUUUGGGACAGACUUAUAGGUCUAACUACGUUAGCCGAGUUAAGAUCGGAGUCCACAUGCCUGUGAUGGGUGGUGACAGAGAAUUCCAGACCAGCGGACUUUUUGCACCUGACUGUUCAGCCGCAAGGUUCACCGGUAACGAAGCAAGCAACGGUGGACAGAGCAAAUUACUGGAGCUCCCUGAGAUGAGUUGUGCCAGUGGCGUAGGUGGCAAGGGAGUGGUCUGCAAGAGAUAGACACUCUCCUGAUUUUAUUACUACUAUAUACCAUUAUACAAAUUGGUAACUACAACAUUAUAACUUAAUAAAAUGUGUAACAUGGUUGAUUUUUCCUGUAACAAUAUUAUUAUCGAGAAAAAGGAAACAUGUAAUUUUAUUUUUC